AAUGUGAUGUUAACGAAUUAAUGGGCCACAAACCACCUAACAGGUAUCGCCCCCGGGACUGUGUGUAGUCAAGGUGCGGCGCUGCGAGCAACUGCAACUGGCUUCAGUAUAUGCCUGCGAAGUAGCGGGGGCCCAAGCUCUCAGUGAUACCACGCAAUACGAGCAUUAAGUGGCAUCGGUAAGUCGGUUGCAUCAACGAUCUCCCCCCUAUGCCUCGCACCAUGGUUCGUGCACGGAACGGAUACGCACUGUGCAUCGUAAUGAUGGCCAUCUGCCACGGUGCCGUACCGUCCGACAAGGCCAGCGACGUAAUGCACGGUGUUGCAUCGGCGAAUGCGAGUGAAGCAGUCGCGGAAAUCAUUGGCGCCCUGUCGGUCCCGGUCCCGGCCACGGAACAGAAGAGCGACAACGUAGUGCCGAUUCCCGAGCACCACCAGUACGAUCGUUCGCAGCGCAUUGUGCCACGGAAGGGCGUAAUCAACGAUAUCACGCGGAUAGGGAACGCUCCGCACUACGAAACCAACGGCCCAAGCCCGCACCCAGCAACGGCGGUGUCCGCGGUACCGAAACCAGAAGUCCGUGCAGCCACGGCGGUCGCGCAGCACCCCUCGUCUCCGACUCCGACAGCUAACCCAGUCAACGUCACAAAAGGUGAGGCACCACCCUUGGGGAACUCCUCCGUUUCCGAUCACUCGAUCACCAACAGCACAGCAGGUGCGUUCCCGACGACCGCACCGUCGGUCAAACUGUCUUCAGCCAAGUCUACGCUGUACACCGCAGCACCAGCAGCAGUGGCCACCUCGGCACCGAACCGGACCAUUACUGCACCACCUUCCCUCGUAACGACAAUCAAAACGUCGUCAAGCUCAACCACCACGUCGACAACGACGACGACGACACAGGCGACGACGACUCCUUCGAAACCUCCAAAGAAGCCAAAAAUUGUGUUUUCCGUCGAGGACGAACCGAAGCUGCUGCAUGCCGCCAAAACUGCCUACUUCGUCUCGCCCUACGAUCCCAUCGACAAUGAGGACCGGCAUCGGCCCCGGGUGGACGAGCCACUUGCUCAGCUCUCGCAAGAGUACAUUCCGCAACCGGGAAGCGGAAGCGCCUUGCCGAACGAGCGCCGUGAGUACAUCCUGCCGAUCGUGACGCUCAUCUUCGUCAUCCCGCUGCUGCUGGGACUGUUUCUGCUGUCGUACCGGCGGGCCAAGGAGUUCUGGCUCACGCGCCACUACCGGCGCAUGGAUUUUCUCAUCGACGGCAUGUACAACUACUGAGCCCGCCCGCCCGCCGGUCGGUCGUCGUGCGAAAAAUGCGUGCGUUGACAGAACACGUGAGAAAGUGCCUUGCCGGGAAAUGCCGUUCGUUAGUCACACACACACACACACACACCCAUUCUCCACGGUACGCGUGAUCCUGCGUAUCAAUAAAUCCACAGGAUCCUAAGUUGAUUGAAAUACGAUAUCGAGCUGUAAAUUUAAACUCUAAGUAACUGUUGCGACGUGCGUUAGCGCAUAAUCCAUUAGCGUAUAAGGCCCCUUGAAACAGGUGAUUGAUUUUUCUGGAAACCUUGUGUCGGUGUUACAAAGAAAAACUCGUCUAGGUGAGGCGUUUUUUUUAGCUCUUUUCCUACGGAAUGUUUUUCCUUUACAGUAUCCUUUAUUUUUUCCGCGUAGCAUAUUAUCAAAUAGACCACAAGCAAU
This is a messenger RNA of Anopheles cruzii, 1706 nucleotides long. RefSeq lists its product as uncharacterized. The record is from RefSeq and is a predicted model, not a curated record. The transcript is spliced from 2 exons. Lineage: Eukaryota; Metazoa; Arthropoda; Insecta; Diptera; Culicidae. The coding region runs from base 210 to 1280 and encodes 356 amino acids.